AUGCAACCAACCAGCAACUCAACCGCCUCAACCUCCAUCAAACCAUACCUUCCUCCCAUUAAAUUUUUAUUGGAUUCACCCGUUGAAAUGUUUAAUGAUCAACAAAGGAUUCCAGUGGAACACCGAUGUCCAAAUUCUUAUAUGAAUACUUCUUCACGCAAGCUUCCAACUUUGUCUUUGAAUAUCCCUUGUCCAAAAGUUCAACUCAUUUCUCCAGUUGAAAGGAGCGUUGAUAAUAACAUGUCCGGAUAUCAUCAUAAAGGAAAUCAAUAUCAAAAUAAUUUACCAAGUCUCCCUUCUAUUUCCGUUACAAUUGGACAGAUUGAACCUGCUUUGAAUAAUAACAGUAGGAACAUUACAUCAGUGCAAAAGCAUUCUCGUCCUAAUAGUAUUCAAUCCUUGAUAUUAUCACCACCGGAAUCUCCAGAUAUGGUCAAUAAUCCAUCAUUUGAUGAUUAUGAACCUCAACAUCGUAGAUACGAUCGUGCUGGAGAAUAUCAUCAGGGACGUGUGGUUUACGAUCAUGCUUAUACAGAACAACAACGUGCAUAUCCAUCUUCAAACAUCUCCCCAACAACUCUUCAACCCGCAUUUUCUCCAUUUGAAUCAAGACCAGCUACGACUCUUCCUCGUCUUGAUGUCCCUUCUCCAGUGUUGAACAACGAAAAUGUUAUUACAAGAAGGUUGGGCACACCAAAGGUCAUCAAUGAUCAUCAAAUAAAUUUGCCCGUGGCUGGAGUAACCACUUCAAAUACUAAUAAUAGAUAUCAAUGUCCUUAUUGCUCGAAGAGAUUUUCUCGUCCAAGUUCUUUACGCAUUCACACUUAUUCACAUACAGGAGAAAAACCUUUUGUAUGUACAGAAUCCGGAUGUGGUAGAAAAUUUUCUGUUCAAAGUAAUAUGCGUAGACAUUUAAGAGUUCAUCGAUUAGGGAGACCUGUUAAGAAAGUUAGAUAUGAUGGCGAAGUGGAAGGUGUUAAAAUGUUGAAUCAUGGGCCUAUUAUGAGAAAUUGUUAA
Messenger RNA from Funneliformis caledonium, 1017 nucleotides. The record is from the annotation of a GenBank genome assembly. Lineage: Eukaryota; Fungi; Glomeromycota; Glomeromycetes; Glomerales; Glomeraceae.